This is a messenger RNA of Glossina fuscipes, 2010 nucleotides long. RefSeq names its product regulator of G-protein signaling loco-like. The record is from RefSeq and is a predicted model, not a curated record. Lineage: Eukaryota; Metazoa; Arthropoda; Insecta; Diptera; Glossinidae. Gene Ontology annotation, molecular function: GTPase activator activity.
AUGUACUUGGUAUACGGACCAGAAUAUCGGGCUAGUGUAGGUUACUUAGGAACUAUUGAAAUGUCGAAACAAAUUUCACUAAGUAUUAAAUUGCAAAUCGUGCCAUCUUGUAUACGCAAAUUGCGUCGAGAAAAACGUCAACCUUUAACUGUGUUAAUGAUUAUACUUCCAGACAGCUUGCAUCUACAGGCGAUCAAUGGUACUGUAUUAGCUACGUAUGCAUCGUCAACGCUAAGCUACGUUAGUUCAUCAUCAGAAAGUGAGAAUCUUUUUUUCGGUUUGGUUACAAGCGCAUUGCAUACAAUUGAAGAUAAUGAUGAACAGGAUAAUGAAGCCCCGACGCUUUCCAGCAGCAUCACAAGUCAUAUAACCAUAUCUAAUAGUUGUCAUGUAUUUGUUGUUGUAGAUACCAGGUUGUGUGAGCAUCAAUUGCACCUGAAGCGAGCUCAAGAUUUUCAUAUAGAAUGCACAAAAGAUCUUAUAUCAGGCUUAUGUUUAGAAUUCCCCAGCAAUUCAGAAUAUGUGGUUAACUUAAUACGAGGUAUGUAUACACCGGCUACACAGCGUUGCAAUCAUUGUGAAAUGUCCAGUACAACUUCGAAUUCGGAUUCAGGAAUAGGCUUUCACAACGACUGUCGCAACAUAUCAGACCGUAUUGUUAUUGUUGAUUUUCCUCAAGUCGACUACCUUCCAAUACGUUCUAUGGCAAUGCACUCUUCACGACCCACGGGCAUAUUUCAGCGUUUAAGCUUGGAACAGCCUAGUCCUCCAGUCGUAUCUACUGAGAAUAAACGCUUGUCUGUACGUGCUUUAGCUGAUGCAGUAUCUAACAUAAUAACAUCUAUUAAUGGUUUCAUGACUACAAGCUUAUGCGAUGAUGUUCUCAGUUUACUUGAAAACGAUGAGACUAUUGCUCCUUCAUAUACAAAUCACCAGCAUGUUUCUGUAGAUGACAUACCGUUAAAUAAUGUUUCGUUGAAUGGCGAAGAACGGAAACUUUUUUUGCAUCCUUCGUCGAUUGAGCGAGAUAGUUCAUAUAUUUUAUCGGAGAACCUUUCGUCCAAUAAAACAAGACCGACUAAGCAAGUGCCGGAUAAAUUAAGUCCGCAAGUUUAUGAUUUAGAGAUCGGUUUCCUCAACGACAAUAUUCUUAAUAACGAUUUGGUCGACAAGCAGAGGAAGCCAAUAUCCGAUAACGGAAAGAGUGAAAAAGAACUAAAUGAAAAUAGCCGAGUUUCAUCGUGGGUUACAUCAUUUGCAAACCUCCUCGAAGAUUCGCUUGGAGUGAAAACUUUUGCCGAAUUCAUGCGAUUAGGAUAUUCUGCCGAGAAUAUAUAUUUUUGGACGGCAUGUGACCGCAUUCGCCACAUUGACAACGAAGCCGAACGUAUAGUUCAAGCAAAAAUAAUAUUUUCUAAACAUUUGUCGGACAUUGCUACAGAACCAGUCAACGUAGACUCUCAAGCAAGGAACGCUGUUGAAAAGAGAGUUCGGCAAUCGGCAGAUGUAGAAGUCUUUGUUAUAGCUCAAAAACAAAUUUUCCGUCGUAUGAAAUACGACAAUUACCUGCGAUUUAUACGCUCCGAUCUAUUUAAGAAAGCUCUACAGGCGCAAGAAAGAGGAGAAUGUCUGCCCAUCGAGAAGGAUAAUUUGGACGAGGUGUUAAAAACAAUUUUUACCUCAGAUGCCUCGACAAAUUUAAAAAAAUCCGCAAGCAACGCCGAAGACCGUCGACGUAAAAGUUUACUGCCUUCGCAUAGCAAAAUGCGUAGAAAGUAAAGAGAUCUCAGCAAAGAAAAUGUUCGCCGACAAGCUUGCCAAAAUUUUGGUUUGACAAGCAAAAAUCGAAGUUCGACUUUCGUUAACGAUUUGCAAGGGUCACGAUCUUCCCUUUCAUCUUUCUUUUUAUCUUACAGCAAUAAUCACAUGAAGAUUGUAUUUGAAAAUCCGUGCAACGUGUUGCGGGUCGUAAAUUUUCUCGACUACGUCCCAUGUAACGCGUUACUUUGA